UAACCUUUAAGGUCAUAGCUUAUUAGUCUCAUAGGACCACAGAGUAAUUACUGUAUGCAUAGGACAAGGAAAUACUUAUAGUAUAUACUAGAGAGCCUAAAUAAUUCUUUAUCCAGGCUCUUAACUCUUUAGUUUAUACUAUAACUGAGUAUAACAAUCUUGAAACUUUUGAAUCUUAAUUGCCAGUAAUCCUAGAUUCCUAUAGUCAAAACCCUCAACAAAUAAUAAUUAAUACCAGAACCAGAGUCUAGAAAUUAGAAAACACCAUAACCAUGUCCAUAUGUUAUCUAGUUGUUCAGUUUCAUAUAAUAUUAUCAUUCUUUGUUGUUAUUAUUAUAACGAUUUCGCGCCAAUUUGUAUGCCACAGCCCACAGGCCACAGUUGCGCAUACUGCAUAGAACAAUAUUAAAUAUUACCUUAUGGCUUAUUAUUUCUCACCAUUCUGGCGUUCAGUAUUUUAGUUACAACUUUUAAGCUACAAGUCUAUAACUUAGCAGUGACGUUUUAUUAAUUAUUAAUUUUAACUUACUAUAAUUAUUAGUUGUUGUUCAUUCGUAUUCACUUAAACUGAGUAGCAGAGUACAAUUUUCCAUUAACGUCGGUGAAAUUUCUUUUAUUUUAUUUUGUACAGAUUUGUACACGGUAUUCCUACUGCUAUUUUUUCGAAAUUCGUCAUUUCGUUUUAUGUAAAUUCUGACAAUCCUGUGCAAAGAUAAUCUCUCCAUUGUCUCCAUUGUUGGCGCCGAUUAAUUUUGGUAAUUUAAUAAAAUGACAAACUCUGCUGUGCGAGGUGCAUUAAUUGUUUUGGAAGGCUGUGAUAGAUCUGGAAAAACUACACAAUGUGCAAAAUUAGUUGAAGCUUUAAAUAAUAUGAAAAUACCAGCAAAAAAAAUAUCAUUCCCAGAUCGAUCUACUCCUAUUGGUUCAUUAAUCAAUGAUUAUUUAUCAAGGAAAAUAGAGUUACCAGAUCGAUCAGUACAUUUAUUAUUCACUGCUAAUCGUUGGGAACUAGAACCAGAAAUUCGUAAACAAAUUGAGUCUGGUGUAACAUUAAUUGUAGAUCGAUACUCGUAUUCUGGUGUAGUUUUUACAAGUGCCAAGCAAUGUGUGGAUUUCAAAUGGUGCUGUGGUCCAGAAAAUGGUUUACCCAAACCAGAUAUAGUAAUGUUUUUAAAAUUAUCGACUGGAGAUAUGGCUAAACGGUCUGGUUUUGGUGAUGAAAGAUAUGAAAAUAUUGAAUUCCAACAUAAAGUGGAUAUAAAUUAUGAUAAAUUUAAAAACGAUAAUUUUAUUCAAGUAGACGCAGCUCAAGAUGUGUCAAUGUUAACAAACACUCUUUUAGAGCAAGUUUUAAAAACUAUAGACACUGUUAAGAACCAAGAAUUAGACGAUUUAGUUUUGCAAUAAAAUAAAUGUUACCAAUGCUAUCACUAUUAAUAUAGUUAAUGUUUUAUAUUUUCAAUCAAUACAUAUAAUUAUUCUUUUUCAAAAAUAAUCAUCAUUUCUCUAUAGUCUAUAUAUUAUGUAUUUAUUAAAUGCUAUUAAGUUACUUUUAUUUAGUUUAAGCUUUUAUAAAUUAAAUUAAUAUGGGUGGUAUUGCCAUUACCUAUCUGAUUUUAAUUCAUCUAUAAUUAAUAUUCAUAAGUUAUUCUUAGUCAUUAAUUUUGGGUAAAUUAGUUGGUAUGUAUUAUUUUGUUUUUAAUAUUACAAAAAUAAUUACAUUUUAUUAUGUAUACUAUUUUAUAUUAAGUAAAUUUUAAAUAACUCAUGUUUAUUUAUUUGUUGAUAUACUUUAUAUAAUUUUGUAAAGCACUAAUCAAUUAAAUGAUAACAUUUAACAACCAUCAAAAUCUAGCCAUUCAAACCAAUAAAAUUUAUAUCAUUGAUUA
Messenger RNA from Rhopalosiphum padi (bird cherry-oat aphid), 1889 nucleotides. RefSeq names its product thymidylate kinase. Gene Ontology annotation, molecular function: ATP binding; dTMP kinase activity. Gene Ontology annotation, biological process: dTDP biosynthetic process; dTTP biosynthetic process; dUDP biosynthetic process. The transcript has 2 exons. The record is from RefSeq and is a predicted model, not a curated record. Gene Ontology annotation, cellular component: nucleus; mitochondrion; cytoplasm. Lineage: Eukaryota; Metazoa; Arthropoda; Insecta; Hemiptera; Aphididae. Bases 769 to 1407 code for a protein of 212 amino acids.